AUGGCGCUGGAGCUACGACGGAGGAACACCUUCAUCAUAUGCAUGACAACGCACGCGGAUCAGCAUGUGUUGGCGUACAUGUUAUACAGCAUACACAGCUUGGCAGCCCACAUUGCACGGCUGGCUGUCUGCCCGCUGCACAGGCGGGCUGGGCAUGCCAAGAGGCUCAUUCAACAUGUGACCCGUGAGCUACAGCGCGCCCGCCGUAUCAGCACCUUCUCCUUGCAUGUCGCCGCCGUGAAUGAGCCGGCACUCGCUCUGUACAAGGCGUCUGGAUUCAAGGAGGAUGCUUUCCUGCAGGACUACUAUGCACCCGGUCGGCAUGCACACAGGUGCUCGAGACGGAGCUGGAUGUGUUGGGCGGGCGCUGCGUUGCGCGCUGUGUGA
Molecule: messenger RNA, 387 nt
Organism: Auxenochlorella protothecoides
Lineage: Eukaryota; Viridiplantae; Chlorophyta; Trebouxiophyceae; Chlorellales; Chlorellaceae
Product: putative N-acetyltransferase
Exons: 4
Coding region: 1-387 (128 amino acids)
Molecular function (GO): acyltransferase activity, transferring groups other than amino-acyl groups
Source: RefSeq, a predicted model, not a curated record